Selaginella moellendorffii is the source of this 558-nucleotide messenger RNA. RefSeq names its product lys-63-specific deubiquitinase BRCC36-like. Lineage: Eukaryota; Viridiplantae; Streptophyta; Lycopodiopsida; Selaginellales; Selaginellaceae. Gene Ontology annotation, cellular component: BRCA1-A complex; BRISC complex. The record is from RefSeq and is a predicted model, not a curated record. Bases 1 to 558 code for a protein of 185 amino acids. Gene Ontology annotation, molecular function: metallopeptidase activity; polyubiquitin modification-dependent protein binding. Gene Ontology annotation, biological process: double-strand break repair. The transcript has 6 exons.
AUGGCGAUGACACACGCGCUAUCGACGGGAGGAGGCUUCUCGUCCAGGACAAGAGCAAAGGCACGCACAGAUUAUCUAGGAAUUGGAAACACGGCCAGAGUUAUUGGCUGGUAUCAUUCACAUCCGCACAUCACUGUUCUUCCUUCUCAUGUUGAUCUUCGAACACAGCAGUCUUUCCAGAUGCUGGAUCCUGGCAAUGAAAUCGACCAGCGGCUUUCUCCAGGCAUCGAAGAAGCAAUGCAUCUUUCAAGUCUUGACAUGAGUUCCGGAGAUUUUUCACGAGAGGAGAUCCCGAUACAAGUAGUUCCUGUGUCCACAUUCAACCUCGCCAAUCCUCCUCCCGAUCCUCUGCUUUCUUUGCAGCAGACAGUGUUUAACGAAGAAAAGGCUGCGUUCGAAAAAGCCAUGCAUCAAAGCAAACAGGGGCAGCGGAUCCAUCCUUUGGCAGCUUCACACCACUGCGUGACACACCAGGCGUCCCUUUUGAAACUUAUGGAACUCUGGUACUCGCAGUUUUUCUGUUUCCUUUCACACUCUUCAUUCGGGUUCUUUCUCUAG